Messenger RNA from Coprinopsis cinerea okayama7#130, 2016 nucleotides. RefSeq lists its product as hypothetical. Gene Ontology annotation, biological process: transmembrane transport; metal ion transport. Lineage: Eukaryota; Fungi; Basidiomycota; Agaricomycetes; Agaricales; Psathyrellaceae. Gene Ontology annotation, molecular function: magnesium ion transmembrane transporter activity; cobalt ion binding; magnesium ion binding. The transcript has 9 exons. Bases 1 to 2016 code for a protein of 671 amino acids. Gene Ontology annotation, cellular component: membrane. The record is from RefSeq and is a predicted model, not a curated record.
AUGGAGAUGGAAGGUUUGCCAACGCUUCCCAACAGUUCUUACCUUGCCGCGCCCGAGAAGCAUCGAGGUGGUCAUCGAAGGCGUCUUGGACCGCUGCGCAAGCCUGCGCCGAGCUAUCGACAUGGGACGCCUUCAGGACCAUGGCCUUUUCUCGACAUCGACGACGAGGUCGACCCCAAGCGAAUCGAAGAUCCAGACAGCCACAUCCCCAUGUCCGCCGAGCCCUGCGUGCACCACAUCAACCUCACCCAAGAGUUCUGCUGGUGCAAGUACCCGCAGUCGCUCUACCCCAACUGGACCGUCCGCCAACAGCGCAAGAGCCGGAUUUUGAAGGUGAUCAAGAGGAAGGAAAGGCAGCGGUGUAUCGUGUACUAUAUCGACGUGAGGGACGAUGGGGUUUUUGUGCCGUCUGCGCCGAGGGAGGUGGAUGAGAGUGUGAGCAAGCAGGAUGCGCAGUGGCAUGUCAUGACACACGAGCGCCCACACGACUCACGCGCCAGGGUCGUCUUUAUCGACAACCUCACCGGCCCCGCCCUCCAAAUGUUCGGCACACGCUACAACAUCGAGCCCUUCUUCUUCUCCUCCACCAUCAGCUACAUCCCCUCACGCUUCCAGUCGCACAUUAAGCCUAAAGAAGGCGACCAUGUCACGCUCACGCUCUCCUUUAUGCGCGCCACGACCAACCCGGCUACCGACUACCCCAGCCCAGGCUCGAGUUUCGCGACGGGCGUGAGCGGGAGGAGCCAGUUUGGUCUCUCGGCGAAGGAGCUCAUCAUCGAUACCCAAGCUCCUCUCCCACUGCGCUCACCGCAGAGCGACAUCAUGCUCGUUUCUGACUUUUUAGCUGUGCAUAUGGUCCGAAGGAACGAUUUAACGACGACGGCGGAGACGAUGUACGAGCGGUUUCAUCUAUGCGGUAAAUCGGUUUAUUGGAGUUCGAUUUUCAAGACGACGAAGGAUCCGACGUUUUUGUUGUUGUGUUUGUUGUGGUAUGUCCUGUAUGCUUGGGAUGAAGUGUUUGAUGCUCUAUAUGCGCAUAUAUGCUACUUGGAGGACAAAGUGAUGACCUCGAACGACCUCGAAUUCACCCAGGAACUGCACGUCAUCCGCGCCCACCUCCUACACUACGAAUCACUCAUGGAAGAAUUCAGAAAGACGGUCGAAUUCGUUCAGCGUACAGAGAACCCAGCCCUGGACAACUCGGACGUGUUUUCGGAGGAGCAUAGGGACCGGACGACGAAAUUGAUUCAUCGCGAAUGCGAGAACUUGCUUCGCGACAUCAGGAGGCUCGAGACGAGUAGGAAGAUGCAGGAUAAGAGGUUGAAGAAUGUCAUGGAUUUGAGCUUCAGUCUUGUCAACAUCGAGGAUAGUCGUCGGAUGGCCAAGUUGACGGAAGCUGCUGUGCGGGACAGUGCGGCGAUGAAGCAGAUUGCGUAUUUGACGAUGUUCUUUUUGCCGGCUGGGUUCGUUGCUACCUGCUUCGGAAUGAACAUCACCGAAAUAAACCCCAAAGAAUCCGCCCCGGGGAUGACACUCGCCAAAUACUUUGCAGUCGCUGUUCCCUUGACGGCUGUAACUGUGUGGUUGGUCGUGGCGUACCAGAUACGCAUUCCAGAUCCUAGACGGGAAGUGGAGGACUCGUAUUCGCGGGGUGGUAGGGAUGGAGGUUCCAGUGGGUUAACUUUCGCAGGAGUGUACGACGAGAAACAUACCGGCUCUCUGGGAGGUCUUACCUCAAGCUCGAAAUACCCCCCCACCCACCACCACCACGACGACGGGCGACACCGCCGGUUAGGUUUCUUUGAACGGUUGUUGUGGCCUGUGUGGUUGUUUAUGAGUGUGUUUGAGAGGCGGAGUGUGGUGUUGGAGAGGGCGAGGGUUGGGCGUGUUGGUGUUGCUGGUUUUGGUGGUGGGGGUGGGCAUGGUGUUGGUGUUGGUGUUACGGGUGUUGGUGGAGGUGGAGGUGGUGUCCGAAGCGGUGUUGGGCACCCGAGGAUUGGUGGGAUGCGGGUGUAG